Fonsecaea nubica is the source of this 939-nucleotide messenger RNA. RefSeq lists its product as hypothetical. The transcript is spliced from 3 exons. Bases 1 to 939 code for a protein of 312 amino acids. NCBI's taxonomy places the organism in Eukaryota, Fungi, Ascomycota, Eurotiomycetes, Chaetothyriales, Herpotrichiellaceae. The record is from RefSeq and is a predicted model, not a curated record. Gene Ontology annotation, molecular function: protein binding.
AUGGCGACUACUUGUAUUGACAUCGACCCCAUUGGCGAUCUCGUCAUCGAGAUUGAGAAUGAACGCCUCCGAACAUCCUCCAAGGUUCUCUCUCUCGCCUCUCCGGUGUUUGCUGCCAUGCUCAGGCCAGGUUUCAGAGAAGGGACGGUCCAAAAUACAGAGGAUAACCUUCGCGUCGUCCCUCUGCCAGAUGAUGAUCUCGAAGCUUUCAAACUGGUCUGUAGAGUCAUCCAUUUUCAGCUUGAUCAGAUCCCACAAGAGCUGGAAAUCGACUCCUUGGAGAAGCUGGCCCUGGUCUGUGACAAAUACCAAUGUACCGUUGCCCUGAGACACUGUGCGGCACUCUGGCUGCAGAGCCUUUCAGACACUUACGUCGCCGCGCAGCUGAAUAGACAGCUGCUGGUUGCUUAUCUUCUGGACCUGCCCACCGCAUUUUCGGAUAUCUCGUGGAGGUUGAUGCAGUCACAAGCCGGGCAAUUUGACGUAUUACCCGGUCUCACGGACCACCCCACCGUCCCUAGCUCUCUACUGGAUGUGCUCAAUACCAGAAGAAUCGAGAUCAACCGCAAGAUGGAGAAAAUUAUCAUGCAGCCUGUCUCGCGCCUCUUGAACUGUUCCUGUCGAGCUUCGUCCGAGGGAGUGACAAAGUAUCUCACUACCUUGCGAAAGGAAGCGAUUGCACCCUACGAAGAAGGCUUCGAGCACCUGAGUCUACUCAAAGUCGUCGAUAAAGUCUCGAACCUGCCAAACAGCCUCGCAGGAGAGUCGUCUUGCACCAAUGGCUCAUAUUCCCGCUGCGAACUCGCGGCUUCUCGAGACGGUUCAAUGAAGAGAAAGCUUACAAAGGACCUAUCAACUUUGAUGGAUGCUGAGCCUGGUCUCUGUCUUGAUUGUUUGCAACUCAUGGGUAUCGAAAAGGGGGAUCACGAUGAUAGGUGA